Diaporthe amygdali is the source of this 1293-nucleotide messenger RNA. RefSeq names its product VelB. Bases 1 to 1293 code for a protein of 430 amino acids. The transcript has 6 exons. Lineage: Eukaryota; Fungi; Ascomycota; Sordariomycetes; Diaporthales; Diaporthaceae. The record is from RefSeq and is a predicted model, not a curated record.
AUGGCCCCUCCAAGCAACGGGAGCGCACCUUACGGUGGUGCGCCUGGCUAUGGCCAACCGCAACAACCUUACCAGCACCACCCGUCGCCAUACCAGAACCAGCCCCCUCACCACCAACAACAGCAGCAGCAACAACAGGGCCAGCAACAACAGGGCCAGCAACAGCCACCGCAGCACCAGCAACAACCAUACCAGCAGCCUCCGCCCCCAUCAGCUCAACACCAGCAGCCGAACGCGCAGCCAAGCCCGGCCUCAACCUCACCAAUCCAGCAGCAACCACCGGCCGCAUCAGGCGAGGCCGGGGCUUCGAGAUUAGAAGCCGUGUCUACCGUGGUAGCCACUCGCAGAUAUGCUCUCGAGGUAGAACAGCAACCCAUUCGCGCUCGGAUGUGUGGCUUCGGCGACAAGGACCGACGACCACUCACGCCUCCACCAGCUUUGAGGCUGGUCGUUACCGACGUCCAAACCGGCCGGGAAGUCGAUGUUAACUCUAUUGACUUCGCGCAAUAUGUUGUGACUGUGGACCUCUGGGACGAGACAGGUACCAGGGAGGUGAAUCUCGUCAGGAGCACUACAGCCACUCCGGCUAUAUCAUCCACCAUCCACGAGUCUUUCAACAACCUGGAGACCAUGCCCUAUCGGGCAGCUAACAUCGCCCCUUAUCCCGCCGCUCACCCUGGUCAAAUGACACUUUACAGCCAGCAUCAAUCACCUGUCAAUCCCUAUGCGCCUAAUCAAUACAGUCAAGUGCAAUCUUACCCGCAGCCACCAGCGUCCAACGGUUUCGGCCAGCCUUCCUACGGAUAUUCCAACGACUUUGCACCUAUGUACCGACCCCCGCAAGUCUUUGAGCCUGGUAUGGGCGGUGCUCAAAGGCUAUCUAUCGGGGGAGCUCCUGGCUCUAGUAUCCAGGGAAUGUUCACCAGGAAUCUGAUCGGGAACUGCGCCGGCAGCGCCUUCAGGCUUCACGACACGAAGGAGAGGAUCGGAAUCUGGUUCGUGAUGCAGGACUUGAGUGUCAGGACCGAGGGCUCAUUUAGGCUCCGAUUCUCCUUUGUUGAUGUCAAACCCACGGCCGACCAGAAGGGCGACGCCCCUGUGAAGACAGGCAGGGCGCCGAUUCUGGCUUCAGUUUUCAGUGACGUCUUCCAGGUCUACUCGGCCAAGAAGUUCCCAGGUGUAUGCGAUAGCACAGAUCUCAGCAAGUGCUUCGCAACCCAAGGCAUCAAGAUUCCGAUCAGGAAAGAAGGCGGCAAAGCAGGCGGAGGCGAUGAUGACGACGACGACGAGUAG